Molecule: messenger RNA, 1517 nt
Organism: Bacillus rossius redtenbacheri
Lineage: Eukaryota; Metazoa; Arthropoda; Insecta; Phasmatodea; Bacillidae
Gene: Ucp4A
Product: mitochondrial uncoupling protein 4
Exons: 7
Coding region: 353-1309 (318 amino acids)
Biological process (GO): response to cold; transmembrane transport
Molecular function (GO): transmembrane transporter activity
Source: RefSeq, a predicted model, not a curated record
AUGGUAUUUUUCUUAUGGGAAAACAAUGACGCAACAAAAAUCAGUGUUGUUUAUUUUUAGGUUCAAUGGGAGUGAACGUGAUUGUUUAUUUGUGGAGAUGGUGCGGUUGAUUGUUUAAGGCAUUGAGGUUCACAUUUAUUAUGUGUGUCAUCGUGCGCAAAUUUUCCAAACUUGUCACAAAAGAAUAAAUGUUUGAAAUAAUGGUGUGUUAUACGUUUCAGCGUCAUAAUGUAUUCAUUGAGGUAAUUAAUGAAUAACUCUCAGUGAUUUUAUUAAAAACUGUCUUAACAAAGACAUUCACUACUUCUGUCUGAUGUUUAGCAAUGCUUAUGAUUAAAUAUAUAUAUACAAUAUGGUGCCUUCUCCAGUUCCACUCCCUAAAUCUAAGUAUGUUGAUUCGUUUUGGUGCACAUACAUUGUUUCUGUUACAUCAGCGAGUAUAGCAGAAGUGGUAACUUACCCCUUGGAUCUGACGAAAACCAGACUACAAAUUCAAGGGGAGAAAAACUCCUCCAGAAAUGGGGGUGCAAAUGGCCCAUAUCGCGGUAUGCUGCAAACAGCGGUGGGGAUAGCACAAGAAGAAGGGGCACUCAAGCUUUGGCAAGGCAUUACGCCAGCCAUCUACAGGCAUGUGGUCUACUCAGGUAUACGAAUUGUCAGCUAUGAAACUUUACGAGAUAAGGUGUUCCACAAGGAGCCUGAUGGAUCAUUCCCUCUCUGGAAGUCAGCGAUGAGCGGUGUGACAUCGGGUGCCAUUGCACAGUUCUUUGCCAGCCCGACGGACCUCAUCAAAGUACAGAUCCAGAUGGAGGGUCGGAGGCGGCUGCUCGGGAAAGCUCCACGGGUGCACGGCACGUGGCACGCCUUCACCACCAUCCUGGACAAGGGCGGAGUGAAGGGGCUGUGGAAGGGCUCCAUCCCCAACGUGCAGCGUGCCGCACUCGUCAACCUGGGAGACCUCACCACGUACGACUCUGUCAAGAGGUUCCUGCUGACGCACACCACGCUCACCGACAACCACUUCACGCACAUCCUCUGCAGUGCGUGUGCCGGCCUCGUCGCUGCGACCAUGGGCACGCCAGCCGAUGUCGUCAAGACCAGGAUCAUGAACCAGCCAAUAGAUGAUUCAGGAAAAGGGCUGAUAUACAAGUCAUCUGUGGACUGCCUAGUGAAGACUGUUGAGAACGAGGGCUUGUUUGCCCUGUACAAGGGCUUCCUGCCCGUGUGGAUACGUAUGGCUCCGUGGUCUCUCACGUUCUGGCUGUCAUUCGAGCAGAUACGCUCCAUGCUAGGCGCCACUAGUUUCUGAGCUCUGUGAGCUGAGUAGUCUGGGUAGCUGCUGUUGUACGCUUCCGUCACUGUAUAACGUAGUCAAAUGUACAACCACAGCAAACAUCAAUGAAUUAACAAUGCAACAUCAUUCUUUUCACUGUACUCAUUAGUUACAAACUUGUACAUGUAAGGAUAUUUUCUCAAUAUUGUUACAAUUAUCCUAAUUAAAAAUCCUGAAAUAAAUA